AUGACGCCCAGUAGCUGCCGCCUCGUUCCCUUCUCGACUCUACUGCUGGCUUGGGCGGGCUUUGCGCUGGCCGGCGACACCAUCACAUCCGGGAAGAUAAAAGUACAGCUGUUUGCUGCGCCUUCGUUCUUGAGUGAAGUUAGUGUAGACGCGUAUAAUAACCAGUGUCUCUCGUUGGACAAUAAUCUUAUCGAUGGGCGCGUACAGAGCAUCUUAGUAGGUGGGCAUGAUGUUGCGACCGUGUUGGCGAGAGAUGAUUACUGGAAUUGCCGAUUCUAUGACAACUAUGACUGCGAGGGCGACGACAAUCUGGACCGGUACCUUGCGAUAUCCGACGGUGCAAACAACCUAGGGAGCAUCGCGUGGGGUACCAAGAUACAUGGCCUGAGGUGCCGCAACCGUGACCAUGACGAUGAUUGA
Alternaria arborescens is the source of this 420-nucleotide messenger RNA. RefSeq lists its product as hypothetical. Bases 1 to 420 code for a protein of 139 amino acids. Lineage: Eukaryota; Fungi; Ascomycota; Dothideomycetes; Pleosporales; Pleosporaceae. The transcript has 3 exons. The record is from RefSeq and is a predicted model, not a curated record.